Messenger RNA from Sorex araneus (European shrew), 2761 nucleotides. RefSeq names its product peroxisomal succinyl-coenzyme A thioesterase. Gene Ontology annotation, biological process: fatty acid metabolic process; acyl-CoA metabolic process. Bases 123 to 1310 code for a protein of 395 amino acids. Gene Ontology annotation, cellular component: peroxisome. Gene Ontology annotation, molecular function: fatty acyl-CoA hydrolase activity. The transcript is spliced from 5 exons. Lineage: Eukaryota; Metazoa; Chordata; Mammalia; Eulipotyphla; Soricidae. The record is from RefSeq and is a predicted model, not a curated record.
UCAGUUCCCUUCCGAUCCAGCUGACUGUGCCCGAGCCAGAGCUUCGGAGAGGCGGACCCAGGAAACUGCAGAAACUUUAAGAGCUCCGCAGGCUGAUCCGAGAGGCGAAGUUAAGGCGCAAAAUGGUGUCCUCCCCCGCCGUCCUGCGGGCUCUGAGACUCUGCCGAUGGGGCCCAAAGAACUGGGCGCGGUUGCGGGGACCUUCAAUGCUGAGACCGGGUGGCCAGGUCUCCUGGCUUACAGCUCGGACCGCGGUGACGAUGACGGUGGAGCCCGCGGGCCGCAGCCUCUGGGACGAGCCCGUGCGCAUCUCGGCCAGCGGCCUGGCCCCCGGGCAGCGGGUCACGUUGCGCGCGUCCCUGCGCGACGAGAAGGGCGCGCUCUUCCGGGCCCACGCGCGCUACUGCGCCGACGCCCGCGGCCGGCUGGACCUGGCGCGCGCGCCCGCGCUGGGCGGCAGCUUCGCGGGGCUCGAGCCCAUGGGGCUCUUCUGGGCUCUGGAGCCCGACAAGCCCUUCCUGCGGCUGGUGAAGCGGGAAGUGCAGACGCCCUUCACGGUGCAGCUGGAGGUGUUGGACGGCCACGAUCCGGAGCCCGGGCGGCUGCUGGGCCGGACGGAGCACGAGCGCCACUUUCUGGAUCAAGGGGUGCGGCGGGAGCCGGUGCGCGCGGGCCGGGUGCGCGGCACGCUCUUCCUGCCGCCAGGUCCUGGGCCCUUUCCUGGGAUUGUGGACAUUUUUGGAGUUGGAGGUGGUCUUCCAGAGUACCGAGCAAGUCUGCUGGCAGGGAAGGGCUUUGCUGUGAUGGCUUUGGCUUAUUAUCACUAUGAAGACCUGCCCAAGGACAUUCAGACCCUCCAGCUGGAGUACUUUGAAGAAGCUGUGGACUACCUGCGAAGUCAUCCUCAGGUCCAAGGUCCUGGAGUUGGGCUGCUUGGGAUUUCCAAGGGGGGUGAUCUCUGCCUCUCCAUGGCCUCUUUCCUGAAGGGCAUCACUGCCACGGUCAUAAUCAAUGGCUCUCUAGUCAAUGUUGGUGGAGCAUUACAUUAUAAGGGAAUGGUCCUGCCCCCUGCGCCUCUGAACCCAAACCGAGUCAAGAUGACCAAGGACGGCUUUUUAGACAUUGUGGAUGUUCUGAACAGCCCUUUGGAAGAAGAAGACCAGAACAGCAUCAUUCCUGUAGAAAGGGCUGAGAGUGCCCUCCUGUUCCUGGUGGGGCAGGAUGAUCACAAUUGGAAGAGUGAAUUCUAUGCUACAGAGGCCUCGAAGCGCUUAGAGGCCUGUGGCCACAGAUGCUGCUGUUAUCAAUAAUACAGCACUACAUCCGGCCUAAUGGACACAGUCAAGAAGGUUUGGGCAACAGGAGGAACCAAGGAGAACAGGGAGAAGAGCAGUUUCUCUGUACUCUGACAGACUUGGAACGCCAGUUGGAAGAACAGAAGAAGCAAGCUCAGGAUCACAGAUUGAAAUCCCAGACAGUUAAAAAUGCCCAUGAGCGCUUCUCGGCCUCUAAAAAGGCCCCAGCCCCACCGUCCUGAGCCCUUCUCCUCCUGUCCAGCAACCUCAAUUCACCAUCAUCUCACCCAUCACCAUUACCCCAGUGGGUCAGUCGUUCCCCAUGGGCAGCAUUCCAGUGGCCACCCUCCACCAAAGCUCCAGUCCUGCGACUGUGCUCACAAGCCUCUGGCCCUCAGCUCUUCCACUGUGCCACAAUGGUCUCCUCUGCCAAGAGCAGCUCACCAGACACUGUGACCAUCCACCCGUCAUCUAGCUUGGCACUGCCCAGCUCCACUGCCAUGCAGGAAGGGAGUACGCUGGGCAACAUGACCACCAUGGUGAGCCCUGUGGAACUGGUGGCCAUGGAGUCUGGUCUGACCUCGGCAAUCCAGACAGUUGAAAGCACCUCAGAGGCAGGACAGACCAUCACCAAAAUUGACCCCACCCCAGCCCCAGUGCCUUGGUAUCUACUGAUAGCAAAGCAGUCAUUUUGGACACCGAGCUGAGGACUGAGGAGAAACUUGUGGCAGAGAUGGAACAACAGCAGCACCAAGUCCGCAGUGUGUAGAUUGUGAUCUUAGAGGACUAACUGGGAACCUUGGGGCCAGGAGAUAGAUUUUGGUUUGAAAUUUUAAUUAUUUGUUUGUUUGUUUGGUUUAAAAAAAAAAACAAAACGCUGGCUGAUGCUGGGCACCUCUACAGAUAUCCCAGAGGUUCAGCCAGUGUCUCUCUCAGGAGUUUGGUCAUGAAGGACUGACUCUUCCCACCCAGAAGACAUAAGGGGGCACAGAGUCUCUUGGCACAGGGCCAAGAGGGCCUCCUCCCUCCCUCCCUCCCUCCCUCCUUCUCUUCCCUCCUUUCUCUCUUUCUCUUCCUCUCUUUCAUCAGUGGAUCCUCCUUUCCCCAGGCAGCCUGCCCAGCCUCCCCCUCAGUGGCUCUCUGCUGCCCUCUGGGACAGCAGCUGGGGCUCAGCGAAAGCUCAUGAACAGAGUCGCCAGUGUACUCUAGGGCGGGUGCUGAGCCAGAAAUGGCUGUCAGGAAGCAGUUCUAAAGGCUCCAUUGCAGACAGCAAGCCAGGUGUCGCCCUCACCCCACCUUCCAUGUAUCUUAACCAGGAAAAAUGCAACAACACACGGCACAUGGGUAGCUUAGGAAGUGGAUAAAUACCUUAGUGUCUUUAUAUGUUUGGGUCAUUUUCUACCUUUGUGACCUUGAAUGUUUAUCUUUAAAUAAACCUCUCUGUCUCUGUCUUUCUCUCUCUCUCU